Molecule: messenger RNA, 1845 nt
Organism: Seminavis robusta
Lineage: Eukaryota; Bacillariophyta; Bacillariophyceae; Naviculales; Naviculaceae
Source: the annotation of a GenBank genome assembly
AUGACAGCAGAGGCCAAAGCUUUCUGCGAGGAGUUUAAUCGCAAAUAUGAGGAAGCCCACAAAAGCUUUGAAGAUCAAUUCUGGGGUACCAAGAUGGCGCUGAAGGAUGCCAAUUUCAACGCUGAAAACCUGAGUCGUACCAAAAAAGAAAUGGAGGACAUCCUCAGCGACCCUGCAGCGCUUGCCAAGGCAGAAGAGCUCCGGAAGCAAACGGAUGAUGAGCAGGUAGCCAAGGUGCUCGAUAUCAUUAUCCGAGCCUGUCAUUGCUACUCCAUGCCUCCAGAGGCGAAAGAUAUCCGUGAAGCAACAUCCGCGUUGGAGAGCAACCUCGAAAUGGCACGCAACGGUAUGAAGCUUGGCUACAAGGCUGGCGAUGGAAAUUUUGUCGAAGCCUCUUCGGUGGCUCUUCGCAACAAGAUCUCUACCGAAGCGGACGAAUCCAUCCGAAAGGCUGCCUAUGAAGGGCUUCGCUCGAUUGGACCUUUUGUUUUGGACAAUGGCUUUAUUGAAAUCAUUAAGAAACGCAAUCAAAUGGCCAAAAAGCUUGGUUACAUUGACUAUUACGACUACAAAGUCACCCAGGCUGAGGGAUUUGGAAAGCCAAGACUGUUUGAGAUGCUUGACGACCUGGAACAAGGAACGCGUCCCAUCCUGAAGGAAGCCAGAGAGGAAUUUGCUCGACGAUUUGGGGAUGAUGCCCUCCUGCCUUGGAACAUGUCCUACAAAAUGAAAGGUAACAUUGUAGCCAAAAUGGAUCCAUACUUCCCAUUCGGAAUGGCUGUCGAGAGAUAUGUCCGUUCGUAUUCGGCAAUGGGAAUCACCUAUGAAGGAGCUACGAUGAACUUGGAUCUCCUGGAUCGAAAAAACAAGUACUCGAAUGGGUUCUGCCAUUGGCCGGCAUGUGCUUGGGUCAAACCAGAUGGCACAUUUCAACCGUCGACAACCAACUUUACCAGCCUCGCUGACCCUACCGCGAUCGGAUCUGGCUUGAAUGCCUUGAGGACGCUCAUGCACGAAGCAGGUCAUGCGGCGCAUUUCGCCAACAUCAAGCAACCUAGCCCUCUCUUCAGCCAAGAGCGAGCUCCCACUUCUGUUGCGUACGCGGAGAAUCAAAGCAUGUUCCUGGAUUCUCUGGUCGAGGAUGCUGCAUGGCGGGCCAAAUAUGCUCGUGACAAGUCGGGCACUGUCAUCCCCUUUGAAAUUCUCGAAGAGGACAUUCGGGCUUCUCACCCUUUUGCAGUCUUUGCACUCCGUGGGAUGUUGUCCGUGAGCUACUUUGAGAAGGCCCUAUAUGAGUUGCCAGAAGAAGAGGUCACGAAGGAGAACAUUUUGGCUCUUGCCGACAAGAUUGAAUUGGAGGUUCAGGGCGGACCAACAGCCCGUCCAUUGCUCUCUAUCCCCCAUCUUGUCAGCGACGAAGCAAGCUGCUACUACCACGGUUACACGCUGGCAGAGAUGAGUGUCUAUCAAACCCGCGAAUUCUUCCUCGAAAAGUACGGUUACAUCGUGGACAACCCCGAGGUUGGCCCAACCCUCCGCAAAGCAUACUGGGAAUGUGGCAACUCUAAGCCCUUUUUGACAAUUGUAAAGGACUUGACGGGUAAGGAGCUUGUUGGCACAGCGUGGGUGAAUCAUCUCAAGGAGAACGUUGAUGACAAGGUGAAACGCGCAAAGAAGGAGUUUGAGGAAGCAACCCCAGUAGCCGAAACAUCUGUGGAUCUGAACAUGACGGUGCGAUUCGUGGAUGGAGAUGAGUUGAUUGCUGAUUCGUCGUCUGAAGGAGGCAUUCUGGAGGCAUGCAAGAAGUUUGAACAAUUCGUCGCAAAGAGAGUCGCUGCAGCUUAA